Molecule: messenger RNA, 2289 nt
Organism: Gaeumannomyces tritici R3-111a-1
Lineage: Eukaryota; Fungi; Ascomycota; Sordariomycetes; Magnaporthales; Magnaporthaceae
Product: phosphate-repressible phosphate permease
Exons: 3
Coding region: 259-2055 (598 amino acids)
Biological process (GO): phosphate ion transmembrane transport
Cellular component (GO): membrane
Source: RefSeq, a predicted model, not a curated record
UGCCGUUUGCGAUAGUGCGUAUAAGUAGACGUUGAUCCGGCUUCCCUGGCUGCCCUCGUUUUUCUCGUUCCCUCCUCGUGUCUGACAGCCAGGAGCAACCCCUCUCCGGCCUUGCAUCCAGCCAGCCAGAGCGCCGUCCAGGUCAUCCAGCAACAGCGACCAAGCAUUGCCUACUGCAGGCUAGACCAGCACCCGGCUUCCCAGCACCGGCUUCCCACAGCACAGGCAGCGCCCGCACGGAGCGCACCGUUUGCCAAGAUGCCUACUCUUCACCAAUAUGACUACAUAUUUGCCAUUGGCACAAUUUUCGCGUUCCUCGACGCGUGGAACAUUGGUGCCAACGAUGUGGCAAACUCGUGGGCCACGUCGGUCUCGUCCCGAUCCAUCAGCUACAUCCAAGCCAUGAGCCUGGGUUCCAUCCUGGAAUUCGCCGGCGCCAUCGGCGUCGGCCAGCGCGUCGCUGACACCAUCCGCACCAAGGUCGUUGACGUCGAGAGCUACCGCGACACCCCCGCCGUCCUCAUGCUCGGCAUGACGUGCGCCAUCGUCGCCUCCGCCAUCUACCUCACCAUCUGCACCAAGAUCGGCCUCCCCGUCUCCACCACGCACUCGCUCAUGGGCGGCGUCAUCGGCAUGGGCAUCGCCACAGUCGGCGCCAGCAACGUCAUCUGGUACGACGCCAAGGGCGGCAUCGCCAACGGCGUCGUCUCCGUCUUCCUCGCCUGGAUCAUCGCCCCCGGCCUCGCCGGCGCCUUCGGCGCCAUCAUCUUCACCAUCACAAAGUACGCCGUCAUGGUGCGCCGGAACCCCGUCAUGAAGGGCCUGAUGUCGGUGCCCGUGUACUUCGCCAUCACCGCCUCGCUCCUCACCAUGCUUAUCGUCUGGAAGGGCGGCUCCAUCAAUCUCGACCACUUCUCCGACGGCGAGCUGAUCGGCCUCAUCAUCGGCGUCGGCAUCGCCUGGGGCGUCCUCGUCGCCAUCUUUUUCGUGCCCUGGCUGUACCGCCUCGUCGCCAAGGACGACUGGGAGCUGAGGUGGUACCACAUCGCCCAGGGGCCCCUCCUGCUCCGCCGCCCCGACCCCCCUGCCCAGCCCGAGGGCGCCCCGGGCGGCAUCCGCGACUUUUACGAGGGUCACGCCACCAAGGAGGAGCUCGAGGCCCGCGCCACCGCCGCCGCCGCCGCCGACAGCGGCGACGUCGAGGCUUCGCCCGCCACCAGCACCAAGGAGGCCGGCGUCCUCGGAGACAAGACCACCGGGCAGGCCGCCAACUCGGACUCGGGCUCCAACCGCCCCGCCCUCGCGCCCACCAGCCGCCCCGGCCACGGCGCCGCCGUCCACAAGCCCCUCGUCGGCCCCCGCCCCGAGGGCGCCUGGCUCAGCGGCCCCGUCAUGUGGUGGGUCUUCAAGAAGAUCUUCCUCAGCGGCGUCGACCAGGACAUCAUCACGCAGCAGAAGAAGAAGAGCAUGCUCACGGGCGACCUCGAGAAGAUCCACGCCGGCGUCACGCACUACGACAACAAGGCCGAGUUCCUCUACUCCUUCAUGCAGAUCAUGACGGCCUGCACCGCCUCCUUCACCCACGGCGCCAACGACGUCGCCAACGCCAUCGGCCCUUUCGCCACCAUCUUCCAGAUUUGGGAGCAGGGCGACAUCCCUGCUAAGGGCGCUAAGGCUGACGUUCCCUUUUGGAUCUUGUGUUUCGGCGGCGUCGGCAUCGCGCUCGGCAUCUGGACCUACGGCUGCAACAUCAUGCGCAACCUGGGCAACCGCCUGACGCUGCACUCGCCCGCCCGCGGCUUCUCCAUGGAGCUCGGCGCCGCCGUCACCAUCAUCCUGGCCACCCGCCUCAAGCUCCCCGUGUCCACCACCCAGUGCAUCACCGGCGCCACCGUCGGCGUCGGCCUCUGCUCGGGCACCUGGCGCACCAUCAACUGGCGCAUGGUUGCAUGGAUCUACAUGGGUUGGAUCAUCACCCUGCCCGUCGCCGCCACCUUUGCGGGAUGCAUGGCCGGCAUCAUCAUCAACGCCCCUCGCUGGGGCCUCCGGAACUAGGCUUUUCCUUUGUAGACACACUGCCCCGUUUUCCACACCCGCUCCGGAUUCCGUGCUGGAGCCAUUGGCGUGGUACCGGCAAAUGUACCAAUCAGACAAAUAGACGUUUAGGGAGGUGAAAGGGGCUUGGGUCGGCCACCGAUGGAGACGGUGCCCUUCCGGCUCGGUUUUUGCUUCCAAGUUCCUUUCGGGGCGUCUCGGCUUCCUUGGUUUAAUACACUGUCAUUUCCCCUG